UUUCAUGUGUCGUAUUUGAAAUAAAUCAUAAAACGCCAAACAUGAACAACGUUAACCUUCCCACUAAUUUGUAUUUUCAUUCCAUUGAUGUCGAGCAGAGCCACUCAUCACAGCAUGUCGACACAGGCCUAACAAGAAACGCAUGUAGUUUGAUACAGCCGAUUAUUCCCGUUCUUUCCACCAAUGGUUAUAACACCAUUCCGCGACCAGCAAGUUUAUGGUCAUUUUCGAAUACAAGCGCUGAUUCUGAAGCGCUCUUAAACAGUGGAAACGGGAGUCAAGAAAUACGAGGUAAUGAGCAAGCAACAACAAAUGGGAUAAGUACAAACCAGGUAUAUUCAUGGAUGAAGAAAAAACGAGGGAAGAACGGACAAGAAGACGAAAAUAGCGAAGAUGCUGAACUAUUCGUCGAUUCAUCACGAAAACGUAAAGCUUAUAGCAACUCACAAAUAUUAGAAUUGGAAAAGGAGUUUCAUUUUAACCGUUAUUUAUGUCGACCUAGAAGAAUCGAGAUAGCAAACUCGUUAAAACUGUCAGAGAAACAAGUGAAAGUUUGGUUCCAGAACCGAAGAAUGAAACUGAAAAAAGACGAAAAAAUUAAAGAAGAGAAGGAAGAACAGCAAAAGAAUAAUUUCUUCAUUCAUUCAAAUAAACACUUUAAUCAAGAUAGAACAACACCUUCAAUUAUGAAACAAUUGUCAACUUUUCAACCAUUUCCACUGCCUGGUUUUACAGCUUACUCUACGUUACGAUGACUCAAGAAUUAAUACAAGUCAUUUUAUAAUUAGUGAUUUGUUAAAAGUAAACAAUGAUAAGGAAAUAUCUAAUGCAAAGCUCGAUAAGCAUUAACCUUAUUAAACUAUCUUAUUAUAAAAAGUUUGUAAGAGGUGAACUUUACAGAUGCAAAGCUUUCCCAAUUCAGAUUCCAGUAAUUCUAGAAUGCAAUUAUUAUUUUUAAUCACCCCCUCAGGGCCUAACUUAAAUAAAUUGAUAUUCCAAAUUUA
Messenger RNA from Xenia sp. Carnegie-2017, 1004 nucleotides. Its product is annotated as homeobox protein Hox-D3-like. Gene Ontology annotation, cellular component: nucleus. The record is from RefSeq and is a predicted model, not a curated record. The transcript is spliced from 2 exons. Gene Ontology annotation, molecular function: DNA-binding transcription factor activity, RNA polymerase II-specific; RNA polymerase II cis-regulatory region sequence-specific DNA binding. Gene Ontology annotation, biological process: regulation of transcription by RNA polymerase II. Lineage: Eukaryota; Metazoa; Cnidaria; Anthozoa; Malacalcyonacea; Xeniidae. The coding region runs from base 42 to 755 and encodes 237 amino acids.